Thrips palmi is the source of this 8278-nucleotide messenger RNA. RefSeq names its product O-phosphoseryl-tRNA(Sec) selenium transferase. The record is from RefSeq and is a predicted model, not a curated record. Gene Ontology annotation, molecular function: O-phosphoseryl-tRNA(Sec) selenium transferase activity; tRNA binding. The transcript is spliced from 11 exons. Bases 512 to 2332 code for a protein of 606 amino acids. Lineage: Eukaryota; Metazoa; Arthropoda; Insecta; Thysanoptera; Thripidae. Gene Ontology annotation, biological process: conversion of seryl-tRNAsec to selenocys-tRNAsec; selenocysteine incorporation.
ACUGUCAUGAACGCGCUACCCUUAUCAUUUUAGUCGAAACGACAUUUAAAACAUUCCGAAUUUUUACCCCCUUUAAGACGGCUCAAUCUGGCAGCACUGCUCGUUUCCGAAAGGUUCUCCAUUACCAGCCACCCACUUUCCUUCAUGGCACAGCAGACGAUAUUUUGAUAUGAAACAUUACAAAAUGGAUUGAUUUUGUUGCCCAGUGGUGUUGUGUUGUUGUCUUGUGAUUGUGUUUGCGCUUCGCUGCAUCGCAUCAUUAUCGUGUCAACUGUGACAUUCUUGAGAAGACAAAUGAUGUUCGCUGUUCUUUGAACAGAGCCCAGAUUCGCGCAGGAUUUCCUCCAAAGCUUCUGCUCGUCUCGUCUGUGGGCCUAAAGCACGAAGACCCAUUAAACCGCAUCUUAAACUAGACCUGUGCCUCGUCUGCAAUGAUUUCAGUUGCCGUCAAUGUGGAAACCUUCUUGACUAGAAGUUUGAAUCGCGACAAUUAAAAUAUACCCAGUUUGCCAUGAACAGUCAAAGCUUCACAUUAGCAGAGCGGUUAAUACCGGCAACAUAUCUGCAACAAGCAGCUGCUUCAAAGAAAACUCGUGAGAACCUCAUCAGACAACUCAUUGAACAGAGAAAAUGGCCGGAAGAAGGAUGGGACGAUGCAACAAUAGAGUUGUUGUUAGCGGACUUAGCUCAAAUGGACAGCAACAAUUUCCCUGAUAAUUGUGGCAUUGGGGAAAGAGAAGCAAGAUUUGCAUCAGCUUUGGUAGCACGGCGACAUUACCGAAUCGGUCAUGGUAUCGGCAGAUCUGGUGAUUUAGGGGAGGUUCAACCAAAGGCCGCAGGAUCUAGUCUUAUGAUGAAGCUUGUCAAUUCCUUGUUGCUGGACACAAUUCGUUACAUGGGUGUGAAGACAACAGCAGGAUGUUUUAUGGUACCAAUGGCAACUGGCAUGACUUUGGUAUUAUGUAUGUUAACAUUAAAGCAGGACCGUCCAGGAGCAAAGUUUGUGUUGUGGUCUCGCAUAGAUCAGAAGGCGUGCUUCAAAUGUAUUCUCACAGCAGGUCUUCAACCAAUUAUCAUAGAGACAGUAGCAUCAGGAGAUGAGUUGAAAACAGAUUUAGCUGCAAUGGAACACCAAAUGUGCACAAUAGGAUCAGAUAACAUUGUUUGUGUACUAACAACAACAAGUUGUUUUGCUCCUCGUGUGUCUGAUUCUCUGGAGCAAGUUGCAGUGCUUUGCCAACGGUUUAACAUCCCUCAUGUUAUAAAUAAUGCAUAUGGCCUUCAAAGUUCUCGAUGCAUGCAUUUAAUUCAAGAGGCUGCAAGGAAAGGCCGAGUUGAUGCUUUUGUACAGAGCACUGACAAGAACUUCAUGGUUCCUGUAGGCGGUGCUAUUGUCUCAGGUUUUGACAAGGGUCUUCUAGAACGCAUAGCUAGAAUUUAUCCAGGGAGAGCAUCAUCUAGCCCAGCGAUAGAUGUGUUUAUCACUCUUCUGUCAUUGGGAAUCAGUGGAUAUAAGACUUUAGUCACACAGCGGAAGGAAAUGUAUAAUUACUUGCGGGAUGAACUUUCAAAAGUUGCUACAAAGCACGGUGAAAGACUCCUUGAUACUAAAAACAAUCCUAUUUCCAUGGGCAUGACCCUAAACUCAUUGGUGACAUCUGAUCCAAAGUCUGUAACAAUGCUGGGUUCUAUGUUGUUUUUACGAUGUGUGUCUGGCACCCGAGUGGUGUCCACAGUUGAUUACAAAGAGGUUGCAGGGUACAAAUUUGAAGGCUGGGGAGCUCACACAAGCAAGUACCCAGUCCCAUACCUCACAGCAGCUGCUGCCAUUGGAAUGCAGAAGUCAGACGUGGAUCAGUUCAUCAGUCGUCUGGACAAAGUUAUAAACAAGCUCAAAGGUCGCAGUGCUCCACAAACACCGACAUCAGUGGAGGAGCUGGCCAUGAGUGGGCGCCGUUCCAAGCGCUCCAUGAAUGGAGAAGUGAGCAGCAGCAGCGAACGGGGUGACAGGGAGAGGGACAGGGACCGAGACCGAGAGAGGGACCGAGAUCGGGACCGGGAGCGCGACAGGCGAUCCAAUAGCAAUAGAGGGGGGGGAGGAGGCAGUUCUCUGGAUGGUGAGACGGGGAGCAGCAGGAGCAGAGAGGAGGUCAGAGCAGCCGCAGCACGGUCAAGAGGGACCUCAGGAGCGGCCGCAGCCUCACCUUCUCUUAAUGGAGAGGUUAGUGUUAGUGGGAGCGGAAGUGGUGGUGAUGUGCGAGCAGACAUCAACUCACACAACAGCAGCAACAGCACCUCACUGGCCAGCAGCAAGGACAGUCUUCGCAAGUAGUGCAUCAUCAUCAUCAAUGACCGGUGUACACAGAAUUGUUGUUCAAUUUUGUGUACUGCCUAGUGUGAACCUUUUAAGAGGACAUAGUUAGAGAACCUUCUCAUUUUGCAUAAGUAGAGAAGUAGCCGUUUUACUUAAACAUUCCAUAUCGGUGUAGGUGUGCUGGCCGAAUCUAGUCAGGAAUAUUGAAAUUAUUCUUAUUACAGAGAGUGCAUCAUGUGUUAAUUCCAUAGAAAAGAAAACUGUUCCUUUUAGCCUUAUUGCAGAUGAAGUUCAUGCUGUUUAGUUUCUUGCCAUUUAGUUACCUUAGUAUGCUUUAUUCAGCAUAUUAAUGUUGUUCAGUUAAGGGAAAGAAUGACGCAGAAUAAAAGUAAUUGUUACUGCUUUAAACAGUAUGCAUGCUUUUAAUACUCAUUCUAAGACGUGGAAAUAAGGCAUUCAGUGAUUGAAAGUGUAGUUUUCCUUGGUUCAGUGUUGGGAAAAUGAUUUACAAAGUUUAAAUUCAACAAAAGCAACAUAUUGCUGCUAAACUUAUUGUCCAUGGUUUUAACUUAGAGCACAAACAAUUGAGUCUUCACUUGUAGGUCAGUGGCACCAUUACUUACAAUAACUUCUUAGAAGGGUUACAGAGGAGAAGUCUUUUUAGUGGAGUGAAAUGUGGGUGGCUUGAAGCAGACUGAGAUUGUCAUGAACGUAGUGUCUCACAAUUGCCUGCGGUGAAGGCACUGCAAGCUGUGCAAGCUGUUAACAAUUUCCAUAAAAUUGAAUAAGUCCCCAUGUUAACUGUGGCUUAAUCUGUAGUGUUGCUUUUGGACGAAUCAAAAAAAGAAGUAUCCACCUUAAUUUUUUAGAACUACGAAAAGUAAUUACCAGUAUCCAUUUACUGUAAAAGCAAUGCUUCUGACAGCUUAGAAUAAUCUUUGGAUAGUUGCAAGUUGAAACUUCUUUCUUUCACUCAAUUUAUUUCCCACAACACUCACCAAUGUGACUCUUAUUAUGAGUAUCUCCCUUGUAUUUUAUUUUUCAUUUCACUUAUAUUUUUAAAUCACUUAUCUCUUCUUUUAGGCGCUCUAUACUUGUGUCUUUGUCUUUCAUGUGAAUCUAAAUGGCUAAGUAUACCUCUUUACAAUUGAAACGAACAAAGGUUAGGUACUCUUUGUUCUAGUACCUUUGUGACACAUGAUCUGAGGUUCACAUUAGAGAUUCUUUCUUUGUCUUCAGCAUGUGAACUAAUGUUUCUCUUAGAAGUGGCACAGAUGCGUCCAUGUACUUGGUUGCUCAAUUUAGGUUUGUAAUGAGUAUAUUUACUUUGGUUUAGUUGUUAAAUUUUGGUGCCAGUGUUAAUAAUUGUUGUUAAUGCAUAACUAGUGAGUGGGAAUGCAUAAAUUUAUGUUAAGCGAUUCCUCAUCUUAAUGCUUUAGUCAUCAUACAGUCUUAGACUAUUCUCUUGCAGUUUUGGAAUACUCCCAUCGUUAUACCAUUUCUUUAACCUUUCAUUUGAUUUUUUGUCUGUGUUAGGUAUUUCUUGCCAACAUUUCCAUUUUGUUAAAAGUUUCAAAGCCCUGUUUUAUGCAAAGAAGUCAUGCUGAUUCGAGCUCAAAGGGACCACGAUGGAGUGUUCAAAUUAGUUGUAUAGGAGAUUUGUAAUUGAGGUGUAUAGUUUCAUUUCAUUCAUUGUUAAUAUCCACUUAACAUCAAUGAUCUGGUUUAUUUAAUGGCUAAUUCUUCAACAAAAUGUUGAGCUCCAGCUCACAGAUUUUUUGUUAUUUGCUUUUUUACUGUUUUUAGUUCAUACCAUGCCAGUAUUCUUUCCAGUUAAUACAGUUUUUUUUCAUCUUUUUGUGGAACAUUGCUGGAGGGGGAAUUUAGUUACCAUAUCUUGAAUUUCCAUUUAUUUUAUUUUCUUUUGUGCACAUUUUCCAUAUUGGUCAGUAUUAUUAAGCCUUACUUGUUUUUUUGUUUAAAAUGGAACGUUUUUUUUUUUUGCUGGCCGUCAAUGUGUUAUCUUUAGAGUCCAUAUCUUGUGAUAGGUGAGAUCUCAAUGUCAGAUGUUUUAGUUGGGCAUCUGCUUUCGAUCUGUCUCAACUAAGUUGUGAUAAUAUAACAGGUUCAUCUCUCUUUUGCCAAUCUGCAAAUGCUUGAAUGGAAUGCAAGUCUAAGAUUUAAAUAGAUACCACACUCAGACAUGUACAAUGGCAACCUAUGCAUUCAAUGUAUAAUUUGUACCAUCAUUAGUGUCUUCCAUAGUUGCCCCCAUGCAGAUCAUUUGGCUGAUUAUUGUCUCUUGUUCGAGCAUUUCAGAUUGUCCUUUGAGAAAACACCAUUUGAUUAAUGGAAACUUAGCUAUUAUUCUUCAUCACGAACAUUUUGUUUAUGUUGUUGCUUCCAUGUUUUAGUCUGUGGAAGCCAUACCACUCUGAAAUCAAACUGUUGUAUCAAUAUUUUACAUGAUUUUUUUUUUUGUUAUUGGGAACAUGUUGCUAUUGCUUGCAUGGUAUUCAUGCUAUUGCUUGUUAUUUUUUACUCUCUCUCUCUCUUGUUAGGAACAUUUUCUAGUCAUGUUAUUGGUCUAUUUUAUCUAUGGAAGUCAUUAAUUACCUUGAGAUGUGAAUUGUAAGGAAACAUCUUUUUUCCCUAUUUUAUGUUAUUGAUUAUGGUUUUUCAGUAUCUGAUCAAACUUAAACACAACCAUUUGUUUGCAUGGUUUCAGGCAUGCAAACCCUUGGCUUUUUAAAUAGGGAACAUUUAUGUAAGACAUAUUCCAUCCACUUUUGUCCAUCCAUAGGACACAUGCAUAGAAGUUUCAUUUUGUUUCUUGCUACUCUUGUUUCACCUUCUGUGGUGUCCCAUUCAUUUUCUUGCCUCCCCCGUCACCUUAUAAAAAACACCCCAAAAAAAUGCAAACAAAAGAAAGUCUUCUUCUUUUUUUUUGCCUUUGUAAAACUUAAUUUCACUGCUCUUCUAUUUCCUUCACUUCUCUCUACAUUUGCUUUACUUUUCCCCCCACCCCCUCCCUAUGUGUAAGAGAAAGUUGUUUUUAUUUUCCUCUCGCUUUGUGUACCAUUUUUAUCACAACUUUAUUAACAUUGUAGAUCAUUGGCUGACAGCAGCAACAAAUACUGCUGUUACCACCCUCUGAUCUCACUAGACACAUAUUCCUUCUGUUUGGUAUAAGUUUAGGUAUAGGAACUCAUACUUACAUUUCUAAAAGCCUGUUACUUAUUUUGAUGUUUGACAAGACAGUAGAAUGAUACCCAUCAUGGAGCAACAAGCAAUGUUCAAAACAUAACAGUGUUUUGAUUUAAUUAUUUAAUUUUGCAGAUUUUUCUACCACCGUUUUGUCAUGUGUGUGUAUGUGAGUAUGUUGACUGUGAAAGUGUAAUUUAUUUUUGAAACUCUGUUUGCUUUAAUCUUCAAUGACUUCUUAUGUGUGCUCCACUUGGUCAGCAGAAACCCUAAAAACUAGAAAACAAGAAAAGGAAAAAAAAAGUUGAUAGCUCAUUUCUGGUAAUUCUUGCCUUCCAUUAAUGAAUAAGUGAUUAUUUGUGACCUUCAGAUUGUUUUUGGCUAAAUCUUAUGAACCCCCAAAAUUUACUGCAGAUUAGAUUAGCGUGUCUUUUUACAUACAACUAUCUUCUGCAUAGAUUAGAGCUUGUAAGUGUCACCAAUAUUAAUUUUAGCAUUUUUACUGUAUCCAUAAACAUACAAAGAAGUUCCUCUGAAAUUUUUAAGCAGUUUGUAAAUGGAGUGUGCUUCUGAACCUCUAUGACUUGCUUCUGUGGGUAUAAUAUUUUAAAUGGAGUCAGGAGCAGGAUUCCAUUCAAGAGUGAACAACUUUUUUUACUUAUGCGUUUUGCUACUGCAAAAUUGCAUUAAACAAAUAUUGCUUGUCAGGAAUACCUUGUUCCUGUUAAACUUAAGAUCAAAAAUUUGUUGUUGUUUGCUGUAUUCUUGUAACACUUUUCCUGGACAUGAGCAAUAACAUGAAAAAAUUCAAUGUUCAGAGAUUUGUGUAGGUUUUCCUGGUAUUUAGUAACAAUAAGGAGGUAAAAUAAAAGAGAGGGAACUUUGUAAGUUUUGCACAAUUGAAGACAUCAUACGAAGACUGAUUGGUUCAAAGGGGUAACAUGAUGUUUUAAUACCUAGAAAUUUCACUGAUAUGCUAUGCAUUACAUUGCAUGUAUCAGUAUAAAUAUUUGUGAUCAUUAGUCCUCAUUCCUGAUGUUAUUGUACAAUAAACUGUGCAAGUGUUUGUCAAGCACAGGAUGGUACGUGGCAUUACUAUUGAUAUUAUUAGGUGUUAUUAAUUUUGUUGCUGCUGUGAGUGUUAUGUGAGCGACUGUAGGGGUUUGAAAUAUUGUUAAUCCAUAUGUAUUUUAAUCCUUUAAUUAUUUCUUCUUUGCUGACAUGCUACAUGCUUCUCAUAUGAAUCCAGCAUUUUGAUCUUUUACAUAGAUUUAUUGUUAGUGGGAGAUUUGGUGAUAUCAUGUCUCACUCUCCGGCCUCCACGACUACGUGUGUCACAAUUAGUUUGAACAGGGUUUCCUUUAAUUGUAGGAACCCAUCUUAGUUUGAUAAUGGACAACAUUUUCUAUUACGUUCCUCAUUAACCACAAUAACCCUUUAAAUUGGUAAAUUCAAAAUAAAAGUGACCUUUGAGGUUUCAUUAUGCAUAGGAUAAUAGAGCACAAGCAUUCUCAUAGUAUCAUGGGGAAUCCACCAUUGUUGUUUCAAUGUUUUUACUUUAAUCACUUGUUUCAAACCUGAAAGAUUUCAAGUCAAUCACUGGGCUCAAGGAAAUUGUGGUCAUGAAAGACAGAUGUGGAUGUGGUACUUGUUCUUUAUUCCAUUCUCUCUCUCUCUCUGAUCCUCUCCACUUCACUUUUUGUGAUGACUUGACUUCUCACUUUUAACAUUAUUCAGUUAGGGCUAGUAUACUGAUGCUUUGUUACGUUUUCCUAACACAAAUGUUGUGACUAUGUUUAUUUUAUAAGCACAAUAGUUCCCUAGUUCAUUAAUUUUUGAUUUUGUUGUAGAUUGUUAACUAUUGAAUUUUUGAACUUGUUUAGUUUUUGUCUGUUGAAAGGGGUUCAUGUUCUUGUUGAUUUAAAUGAGAGGUCUAGGGUAAUGCCACAUGUAAAAAAGACAGCAAGUAUUAGUGGCUAGGUGCAGAUUGAAGUUCAAGUGAAGUGCCCUCCUGUGAACCGUGACAGUUAUUUGCCUGGUGCAAGUGAUAAGAUUUUACUAGAUUAUUCUUCAUUUCUAUUGUUGUGGAACUUCAUUGCCCGUUUCCUUUUUUGGGCCAGCAUUAAAGUAUUUUUUAGUGUUCUUAAAGGCAAUGACGCAAUUGUUAUAACCUAAUAUGUAAGAGAGAUUCAACCAUUGUAGGCAUUCUACAUAAUUAUGCCUGAAAUAGAGCUAGGUAUAAGUGCUUUCUUGCCAGUUUUAUAAGUUACCUUGCUGCUGACCUUGCAGAAGAACACCCCAAGGCCUUUGGAGCGUUUAUUAACUGUCACAAAUUAAUCUGGAAUCCUUAACUUUUCCCCACUUUGGUUUGCUAAUAAACCAGAACCUCAACCUUGGUGGGAUCAUGGUUUCUUGAAAACUUGGAUUGUCAGAUCAAGUUUUUAUUUUGUUCCCCUCCCUAGCAUAUACUAACCUACCUCUUGUCUGCUUACUGUAUGUGCAAGCUUCACUUUUCUUACUGUAGAAUUCACUGAAUUCUUAACUUAUGCAACAGUCACUAGUGAAAAUGAGGAAGCAUAGCAGUGCACCUGAAGUUAGGUGAAUGUAUGAUUCAUGCCUACAGUCAUUAUACUUUCACAAUCGAUAUUGAUCUAUUCUGAUAUCAUUGGUAAGCCACUUAGAACGUAUUUUAUGAGCAAGAUCUUAACUGUAAAUAAAAUUUCCGCCCUGUAGUAAAAUUGGUACUUACAAGAAAGAAAA